CAAUGUACACGUUUCUGAUCGUGAUCGUGCCACGUACUAUUAGGUUUUAGACAUGGAUCUGUCAAAAGCUCUCCUAUAUCCAUUUCCCCGCAUACCGUUCUGUCUAUUACCCCCUGCAAAUAUACUGACUACCGUGGGACACAAUUCUUGUACAUUUAUUUACAUUCCAUUCGCCUUGUCUUUUCUUCUCUCAUAUUAUAUCCUUUUGCUGUCUCUUGUCACAUACAUGUAUGGUCUGAAUGCGGGACUGGAUCGACAGAACUUCCGCUAUCCUGUCAUCAUCUAUCUACCUUGACAUUGUGUUGGUUGUCUUCUGGUGUAACAUGUUGCUUGCUUGUUUCUUCGAUAGAAUCUCCCGUCUUCCAUCAAUCAACGGCGCUCGGCGAUUUAUGGGCUGCAAAGUCUUUAUAAU
Molecule: messenger RNA, 412 nt
Organism: Aspergillus campestris IBT 28561
Lineage: Eukaryota; Fungi; Ascomycota; Eurotiomycetes; Eurotiales; Aspergillaceae
Exons: 1
Coding region: 53-295 (80 amino acids)
Source: RefSeq, a predicted model, not a curated record